This is a messenger RNA of Cryptotermes secundus, 8888 nucleotides long. It is a transcript of the gene SERCA, whose product is annotated as calcium-transporting ATPase sarcoplasmic/endoplasmic reticulum type. Gene Ontology annotation, molecular function: ATP hydrolysis activity; ATP binding; P-type calcium transporter activity. Gene Ontology annotation, biological process: intracellular calcium ion homeostasis; calcium ion transmembrane transport. The transcript is spliced from 19 exons. Bases 313 to 3375 code for a protein of 1020 amino acids. Gene Ontology annotation, cellular component: membrane. Lineage: Eukaryota; Metazoa; Arthropoda; Insecta; Blattodea; Kalotermitidae. The record is from RefSeq and is a predicted model, not a curated record.
UGAAUUUGAGAAAAAUGGUGUGUGCGUUGAAUAAAUGUUUUCGUAGUUUCGUUAUGUUCAGUGUAUGAUAUUUCUGUUAGUUUAUAUUGUAUAUGUGUUAGUGUAAAUAGGGUUUGGAAUAGUGCCGUGUGUAGUUUCAUUUUAUUUAUUGCAAACUGAAUUCAGUAUUCUUUGUACGUCUUCCGAGUUCGAAACUAAUGCCAAGGAGCUCCGACGAACGUGCUGAAUCGUCUGUUGGUGGGUGUUUGUUAAUGAGCACUAGAAGAAGGUUUUGAAGACCAUCACAGAAAUUGAAGAGUACCUUAAGUAGCCAUGGAAGACGGCCACGCGAAGACUGUGGACGAGGUUUUAAAUUAUUUUUCUGUGGACCCAGAGAGAGGUCUUGCGCUUGAUCAGGUGAAGAGGAAUCAGGAGAAAUAUGGACCAAAUGAAUUGCCAGCUGAAGAGGGCAAGUCAAUAUGGCAGUUGGUUUUGGAGCAAUUCGACGAUCUGUUAGUGAAGAUCUUAUUGUUAGCAGCUAUCAUCUCAUUCGUUCUAGCUUUGUUUGAAGAACAUGAUGACCAAAUCACCGCCUUUGUUGAACCCUUUGUUAUAUUGCUUAUUCUCAUUGCUAAUGCCAUCGUUGGUGUGUGGCAGGAGCGAAAUGCAGAAUCUGCCAUUGAAGCGCUGAAAGAAUAUGAACCUGAAAUGGGCAAAGUUGUAAGAGCUGACAAAUCUGGUGUCCAAAAGAUCCGUGCCAAGGAGAUUGUCCCUGGUGAUGUCGUUGAAGUGUCAGUUGGUGACAAGAUUCCUGCUGAUAUUCGCUUGAUCAAGAUCUUCUCUACCACUUUGAGAAUUGACCAGUCCAUCCUGACAGGAGAGUCUGUAUCUGUCAUCAAGCACACUGACCCUGUCCCUGAUCCCCGAGCUGUGAACCAGGACAAGAAGAACAUUCUUUUCUCUGGCACCAAUGUUGCUGCCGGCAAAGCUCGUGGUGUUGUGAUUGGAACUGGCCUUAACACUGCCAUUGGCAAGAUCAGAACUGAGAUGUCUGAGACUGAAGAAAUCAAGACCCCUUUGCAGCAGAAACUGGAUGAAUUUGGGGAACAACUGUCCAAGGUUAUUUCUGUCAUCUGUGUUGCUGUGUGGGCUAUCAACAUUGGACAUUUCAAUGACCCGGCUCAUGGUGGUUCCUGGAUUAAGGGUGCAGUAUACUACUUCAAGAUUGCUGUUGCCCUGGCUGUUGCUGCCAUCCCUGAGGGUUUGCCAGCUGUUAUCACCACCUGUUUGGCCCUGGGAACACGACGUAUGGCAAAGAAGAAUGCCAUUGUGCGCUCCCUGCCCUCCGUAGAAACUCUGGGCUGCACAUCUGUCAUUUGCUCAGAUAAGACUGGCACAUUAACCACAAAUCAGAUGUCUGUUAGCCGCAUGUUCGUUUUCGAGAAGAUUGAAGGUAAUGACAGCUCAUUCCAUGAAUUUGAGAUCACUGGUUCAACAUACGAACCUAUUGGUGAUGUAUUCCUCCGUGGCCAGAAGAUUAAGGGUACAGACUUUGAGGGUCUUCAUGAGAUUGGAACCAUUGGUAUUAUGUGCAAUGACUCUGCAAUUGACUUCAAUGAGUUCAAGCAGGCUUUUGAGAAGGUUGGCGAGGCCACUGAAACUGCUCUAAUUGUUCUGGCUGAGAAGAUCAACCCAUACGCUGUGCCCAAACAGGGACUGGAUCGCCGUGCAUCUGCAAUUGCUGUCAGGCAAGAUAUGGAGACCAAGUGGAAGAAGGAGUUUACACUCGAGUUCUCCCGAGACCGCAAAUCCAUGUCUUCUUAUUGCGUACCACUGAAGCCAACUCGUCUUGGCAAUGGGCCCAAGCUUUUUGUGAAGGGAGCACCUGAGGGAGUGCUGGAGCGCUGCACCCACGCCCGAGUUGGGACACAGAAGGUGCCUUUGAGUGCAACACUGAAGAACCGCAUUCUUGACCUCACACGGCAGUACGGCACUGGCCGUGACACCCUUCGCUGUUUGGCUCUUGCAACUGCCGAUAACCCACUGAAGCCUGAGGACAUGGAUUUAGGUGACUCUUCCAAGUUCUAUACAUAUGAAGUAAACUUGACCUUCGUUGGUGUUGUGGGAAUGUUGGACCCUCCCCGCAAGGAAGUGUUUGACUCAAUCCAGAGGUGUCGUGCAGCUGGUAUCCGUGUCAUUGUCAUCACUGGUGAUAAUAAGGCCACUGCUGAAGCCAUCUGCCGCAGAAUUGGUGUUUUUGGAGAGGAUGAGGACACAACUGGAAAGUCAUAUUCUGGCCGUGAAUUUGAUGAUCUGCCAAGUAGUGAGCAGAAGUCUGCUGUUGCCCGAGCCAGGCUGUUCUCUAGAGUAGAGCCUGCACAUAAGUCCAAGAUUGUGGAGUUCCUGCAAAGCAUGAAUGAAAUUUCUGCCAUGACUGGUGAUGGUGUGAAUGAUGCACCUGCCCUGAAGAAGGCUGAAAUUGGCAUUGCCAUGGGCUCUGGAACUGCUGUGGCCAAGUCUGCUUCUGAGAUGGUGCUGGCUGAUGACAACUUCUCUUCUAUUGUGGCUGCUGUUGAGGAAGGCCGAGCCAUCUACAACAACAUGAAACAGUUCAUUCGAUACCUGAUCUCUUCAAACAUAGGUGAAGUCGUAAGUAUUUUCCUGACUGCUGCAUUAGGUCUUCCUGAGGCUCUGAUCCCUGUCCAGCUGCUUUGGGUCAACUUGGUAACAGAUGGUCUUCCUGCCACUGCCCUGGGCUUCAACCCUCCAGAUCUCGACAUUAUGUCCAAGCCUCCACGUAAGAGUGAUGAGUCCCUGAUCUCUGGCUGGCUGUUUUUCCGUUACCUAGCUAUUGGAGGUUAUGUAGGUGCUGCAACAGUGGGCGCUGCUGCGUGGUGGUUCAUGUUGAGCCCACACGGACCUGGAUUGAACUAUUAUCAAGUGACUCACCAUCUUGCUUGCAUUGCUGAAGGAGAGGAGUUCAAGGGAGUCGACUGCCAUGUUUUCAGUGACCCCCAUCCCAUGACCAUGGCUUUGUCUGUACUGGUCACCAUUGAGAUGCUCAAUGCCAUGAACAGCUUGUCUGAGAACCAGUCACUGAUUGCGAUGCCCCCAUGGUGCAAUUUGUGGCUGAUGGGAUCCAUGGUCUUGUCUUUUACUCUGCACUUUGUCAUCCUUUAUGUUGAGAUCCUGUCCACUGUUUUCCAGGUAACACCUCUUGAUGUUGAGGAGUGGAUCACUGUCAUGAAAUUCUCCAUCCCUGUUGUGCUGCUUGAUGAAACACUCAAGUUUGUUGCCAGAAAGUUCACUGAUGGUGAGAACAUGAUUUAUACCCUGCACUGGAUUGUACUUAUGUGGUGGGCGUUCUUUGCCUUGAUAUUUUUCGGCCCCCUUUAGGAAAUAAUAGUGAAUGUGAAUUUUUGCCACCCAAAACCAGCCACAAUUAAAUACUACUUCACCCCUGGACUUUUGAACAUUAACUUAUAAAUUAAUAUAAAAUAUGGCAAGAGAGAAACAGUCUCAAUCGACAGAGAUUUGGUUUGGAACAGUUUAACCUUAACACCCUCCCUAUGCCAAGCAUGGAGUGAGCCGGUGCUUUGGUCACAGUGAGUGACUGCAGAGGCAGUAUUAAGUGACAGUGGAUCUGCGGCAGGGUGUGGAGUGGUUGAGUGGAGAACAGGGUCGAGGGGUGCAUUUUCCUUCCCCGAACAUAUAAGGAAAAUGUUGCUCAGAAACGAGGGAUCAACGUGUUUUCCCCGUACAAGUGAUCAGUACAAAACUCGACCUGCUUCCAGAAAGGUGUUUUCGUGCUGCACCAAAUAACCUUGUGUUAUGAGUAUGUUUUGAUAACAUUUACACCUUUACAUUUUUAUAAAUGUAAAGGAAUUUAUUUUGUAAUUAGUAGAGAAGUGCCUUUUUAAGACUCGCCACUUUUUGUCACAUGGUCAUUUUGUUUUUUACACCUAGUUUGUUCCAUAAUUUUUCUCUAGAAAUGGUUCUGACAGCUGUCCAAUUUUUGCUUACUUGUGUAUAUAAUGUUUUAGGCAGAGCCCUUAUUAUAUUAUAUCCUGACAAUAAUUUUAGUGGGGUUAGCCAUGGGGUUGAUGGGGAGGGUGGGAUUUACUGACAGCAUACACGCAUAUAUAUAUUUAUAUGAAACAGGAAACAUCUUUUAUGGGUAGUGCAUCAUGUCUACCAUUUUGCUUUACAAAAAAAUCUGUUCAGUAAUGGUUUUGUAUCACAAACCAAAUUAUUUGUAUGAAGAGGCAUGAUGUAACCCAUGUGAUUGCAGCAGAUUUGUCCAGUUCACUUCUGGGGAUAAGAAGAGUGACAUGCAUAACAAUUAUUUAUUUUUAAUAGCACGCUCUUCAGGAACUUUGUGCGGGAUCACAAGGUCCCCUUGAAGAGAUGUUGUUCACUUAGAUAAUAAUGCCGGACAAGUGCACUUUUGUUCCAUUUAGUUCUUUUAUGUUUAGCUGUAUAUUCAACAAUUAAAUUAUUGUUAUUAAACUAUUACUAGAUAUUGAUAUACAUAUCAGUGAAAAGUGGAAGUUUUGAGAAAUACUUCUGAUUGCUGAAGAAUGGUGGCAGAAUUAUUUUAAAUAGUACUUCCUGUUUUGACAGUUCUUUGUUUGAGAAUGUUAAGUUACCCCAGUCUGUAUUUUGUAUUGCAUGAUUUAUUGUUGCAGUCAUAGUUUAAUUAUCAGUCCAGGUGGGAAAAUGGUGUGGCCUUCAAGCAGAAAAGGAAUUACAAAGGGAUGGGGAAAAAGGAAACAUGGCUUCAGAAAGUUGUUCACAUUGGGAAAAUGCAAGGGGAAUGUGGAAAAUAUGGAUGGAUAAGAAAAUUUUUUCAUAUUUUUGUUUUUACAGUACAUUUUUGAUUUUCUGAUUUGGAACAUACAUGAAGCCAUCCAUCCACUUCGUGGCCAGCUCUGUACCUUCUGUGCCUCAAUCCUAUCCUGUGGCUGAGCCUGUCUGUCCACGCCUGUGCCACAUGCACCUACUUGCACCUUUGCAUGCUAAAACUGCUGCUGUGAAUAAUGGAGUGGUUUGGAUUUACUCUUGUGUGUUGUGAAUCAUUAUUAUUGCCUACUGUUAUUUAUAUCCCACAGAAUAAAAAUAUUUAUGCAUGAUGCAUUAUCGUUUUCAAGCACAAGAUAUUUUGUUUGAGAAAUUGACAUCCCCAGCUAAUAAUCCUACGCUUUGUAGUAGGUUUCACCAUACUUCUGCUGGGUUUAGUUUAAUGUUUUGAAAAUUCUUCCAUACAGCCAUAGUUUUAAUAUGGCUGAAACAAAGUUGAUUUCACUUCCAACCAGCAGACAGAAGAGAAAGGUUUAGAAAUUCAAUAUUUGUUUAUGUGUGAAUGAAUACAGGGAGAAUUAUUAGUAAGUACGAAUUAAUGCAAAAAUGUGUGUAUGCGUGUGUAUUUGAUCCUUUUAAAGGCAUGUGCUAGAUAAAUAAGUAUUAACAGUCAUGUGAUGUAAGCAAGCAAUUUCCUGCUCCAUGCAGAACUAAUGGAAUGUUUGUGAACAAUUUAAUGAACUUACUGGAGGAAACAAAGAUAAAGUUUUAAACAAAUAACACUAAUAAUAGAGCAGAUCCCUUAUGUCGGUGGAGUGUUACAUUAAAUGUUCUUUUUCAGUGUUCCAAAUAGACCUGUGACGUGGAGAUAUUUUUUUUAAAUAUUCAGAUGCAUUAUUAGUGAACAGUUUCACUCCAGUUUCAUUUUAAAUUGUUCAGGGGCAUUUUAAUGAGAGAUGGAAUCUAUAAAAGUAGUGUUAAUGUGGUGUGUAAAUAUAAGUAAUGUAUUCAUGGAACAACUUGUUAAUGAGAACUUGUGUUACUAAUAAAAAAAAUUAAUGUUUUACAGAAAAACAAGUGUAACUUACAUUAAGUGUUUGCGUGCUGUUUGUGCUAGCUGACAAGCUUCUUUCACCGCCAAUAUAAAUGCUUGAUCUCUUUCCACAUCCCUUUCUUCAUCCCAUAUUUUGAUUAUGUAGUUAUAGUGCAGUGGUUUUAAGGGUUAUGAUUAGAUGUUUUUGCUUUAUUUUAAACCCUCAUAAUUAUAUAUAUUUUCUUUUCUUCUUUACGUUUCUUUUGUCCAAGACAAAACAGGAACUGUGUCCACCAUUUUACAUGGCUGUGGCAGGUUAAUUGCUGAAAGCACAAUCCACUUUUCAGUUGAAACUUGCUGAGUAUCAGGCAAGAGAAGUAUUUGUAUUACCUUAUUUGUUUGAGGUCAUAAAACAAAUAUGUUUAUGUAACUCCCAGCAUUUAGCUGUAGCACACUGCUGAUCUGGUUUGGCAGAAUAGCGCUUCUGUAUAAUGCCAACCUAAAAUUGUAAUCACUUGACAGCUACAGUAAAGAGAAUAAAACAAGCUGUCAGGUCUUUUUGGAGGGGCCCAUAUCAUUGCCCCAGACAGGAGGACAGACUCUGUUUAUUGUAUGGAAAUAGAUCCAAUGACACUGACUAUGAAUAUAAAUGAAACAUCAAUGCAGAGAUGGAAGAGCAGCUUUAUGUCAGUAUGCAGUGUUCAUAUAUAAACAAUAAAAGGAAUUUGGCUGCAGAUGUAUGUACAUUUUGUUUUAUAUAGUAAUGUCUAAGUGAGAAAUAUUGUAAGUUCAAGGUAUAUGAAAGUAAGAGAGAAUGGAUGAAUCAGCAUCCCAAAGACAUUGUGAGAAAAAAUAAAGGUUCAUUAUUGCACAAAAUAUAGGCACACUUCUUACUUUUCUCAGCAGAACUUGAGCUGAACUCUUGUAGUUAUCAGUCUUUAACAUUCUAAGCCAAAGGGUGGUUAACAUCCAGUAUAUGAUUCUUUACCAGGCAACAUGUUCAGAUCCAGAAGCAGCAUGUUCAGUAAACCAAAAUUUUCACACGUUUGAGUGAUGGUACAGUGUCCUUUCAUGAUUCUUGAAUGUGCAUAGCAGUCAGUUUUGGCCAGAAUAUUCUACACUUUCAUAUGGCCAUGAAACAUAUAAUGACAUAAAUAAUAUUUUAGGCAUUUUAGGAAACAAUUCUUAAAAACAUGACAUUUGGUUUUAAACAUGCAAGUAAAUGGGAAGUAUACAAUUUCAGUUGUCUUAAAGUGAAGUGUAGAAAUAUCCGUGUAUGUUAUGCCUUUAGAAUCUCUGGCUGAACAAUUCAUGCACUGAGAAAAUGUGAAAACCAUUUUUCCAGCAAAUGUAUUUUUGGAAGAUAUACAUUUGUCUUUGUUAUGCUACUUUUGUAGAAUCAAAAUGCUGUGUGAGGUUUGUCUCAGUUUGAUCAUGGUGAUUAUAACACCAUCCUCAUAAGUAUUUUGGGAGUACUGAUAAUGCUACAGAGAAAUUAUGGUCAGACAUAGUGAGGCAGUAAAUAACAGGUACAUAAAAAUGUGAAAUGUAACUGGAAUACAAGUGUUACAAAUAUAAUUGCCAGUGAAAGCGUGAAACAUAUAUCAAGUACUGUUCAUAGUACAGAAAAUGUAUAAAAAUACAUCUAAUGUUCUUGGAUUGAGGCAUUACAGAUAUUGUGCUAUUCAGAUUAUUAAUUCUGUUAUAAGCCAUCUUUUCAUGCAUGAAGUUUAAAGGAUUUUGUUCCAGUUUGCAGUUUUUUAUUUUUCAAAGUGUGCAGACAAUUCCAUGUAACCUGAACCUCUCCUGACAAAGCUUGUUGUUGCCAAGUUCAGUCAGCAGACAACCAGAUUACUCCUGCCUUAGGUAAGAAUUCUUAUGAUCCUGUCAAAUUUGGGAAAAUUUAUGAUCCUGCUGUAGCAGAAAUUUGUUCUUCAUUCUGGAGGUUUAUUCAACGUGAAGGUACUGGACUGAUUAGUCAUUGAUGACUGACCAUCACUAACAACUGAAAUAAAUCAAAGUAUGUAUGUAUUUAUUUUGUUCAAACAAAAAUGUUUUUGCUACAAGGGAUCAUUUUCCUGAAUGUUCAGAAAUGGUAUGCAAAGUAUAUUUCAGUGCAUAUGUAGUCUUACUAUAGAAAUUAUCAGCCAGUCAUAGGGCAUAUUUUGAAUAAAUACCUUUUGUUCAAGUGGAAAAUUUCACUCACUGAGUGCUAAUGACUUGUGAAAAUAUGUAUAAUUUUAAAUGCAUUGAUCUUUUAGUAAUUCAUUCUCAGAACUGUUACAGAUGGACACCAAUUGGCAGUAAUAAUUUUACAUCUUUGCUAAUUUAGCCCUAAAUUCUGCCUCUAAUACUAGAAAAUGGUGAUAUUGAAUUAAUUAUGAACAUAAUCAUCCCUUGAUUUUAUACACAUUGACAGAAAAACAAGUCAGCACAGCAAUGUGCACGUUCCUCAGAACAUGUUGCAAUAGUGCCAGAAGUGGGAACUGACAUAAGUGUCGUGCCACUUUUCUCUGAAUGUUCCUCUGUUGUCCAUUUGUAACAACUUAAUUUUGUGAGUUGUUUAUAUAAGUAUAGUCAGACACUACAAGUUUUGUCUUUUGACAAAACUAGAGAGGAUUUUUUGUGGUCAGUGAAAACACACCUUUAAUUUAUAUUUACUCUUUCUAAUAUUCAGUUAAAUGGGAACACUUAUUUCAAUGGUGAACAUGCUAGCUUGCAAGAUUAUUGCAAUGAAAAUGCCUGUAUAAGGAAAGACAAACUUGUUGAGUGGAGCUUCUCAGAUCUGGAGAGUUUCGGAAUAGGCCAUUUUGGAGGUCAGAAAUUUUCAAAUACCAGGAGUUCAUUUUAGGGACUAGUAAAAGGAUUUUAAAAGACAAAAAAUGUACAUAAUGCCAUAGCAAUAGUAAACAGGGCUACAUAUAUAUGUUAGGUAUAACCAAGUUACCACUAAUAACUUACAUUCGAACCUAAGUUGUGAACUGCCAGGUGUGGUGUCAUCUAUGGUGCACUGCUUCUGUAGUAAGGGAGAUUGUAGGCAUAUGUUUUUAAGCCAUCACAGUGCACUUUUGUUAUA